Messenger RNA from Encephalitozoon cuniculi GB-M1, 663 nucleotides. RefSeq lists its product as uncharacterized. The transcript has a single exon. Bases 1 to 663 code for a protein of 220 amino acids. NCBI's taxonomy places the organism in Eukaryota, Fungi, Microsporidia, Unikaryonidae. The record is from RefSeq and is marked provisional.
AUGAAUCUGUUGUUGUUAGCUACCUAUGCUGUCGGGCAGAUGGUUACAUAUGAGUUGGAAAGAGUCUCGGAGAGGCCGGCAGACUUGGAUCUGGUAGGAGCGAUUUCUGACGGAAAACUAAGUCUGGAUCUUUAUUUCAAGGAGACUGAGGACAACAUGGUUGACCCGCCGUUCCCUCUGCUGAUUCAGAAACUCAAAGGCAUUUCUGACCUUGUCAUGGAGAAGGGCGAUAAGACGUAUCGGAUUGUCCCUUUUGAAUCGAUUGAAAUAAGUUCUGGAGACGGGAAGAAAAUCUACGGGAAGUUCCGCGAAAUGGUGAACAUGGGAAACGAGGUGGUUGCGACAUACAUCAGCAGUGGAAACAAUGCAGGGGAGGAUAUAUACACCAGAAUGACAAUCAUAUUUUCACCUUCCGACGAAGAGGAUAAGAUAGAGAAGAUCUAUAGCGGAUGGUCUGAGUCAUGCCUCUUAAGAAUCCUGACGCCAAGGCUAAGAGUUAAACAGAAGAAAAAGAUUCUAUUUGUGUACCUUGAGGAUACCGGAAAUAAAGAAGGCGACGGUAUGUACACAGCGCAUUGGAUAGACGGGGAGAAGUUUGACGAUGACGCCCUCUUUAAGAAGGAGAUGCUGAUCUUUGAGGAGCCUGGCAAAGAAAAGGACUAG